AUGUAAAUAGAAGCGCAUGGCUCCUCCCAUGCACCUGAUAGGGAGUAUUUACAGCUCUUUACAGCUACUGACUGCACUGUUUCCAAGAGCGCAGCGCUGCAUCAUGACACUCCACUGGACUUAAGCAAUAAGGAUUUCCGUCUUUCACGCACUAUAACUGAAAUUCACCGCUGUAUUUUCCAAAGUUUGCCAAAGUUGUCCGCUUGUUUUCCAAGAUGCCACGCUCUUUUCUGGUCAAGAAACACAUAAACUCCGCAAAGAAGCCAAAUUAUAUGUUCAUCACGCCGCACAUCUACAAGGGCCUUCCCCUGCCUGUCAUCCCCCAGCCGGAGAUCCUGAGCCCGGCAGCCUACAGCCCCAUCACAGUGUGGACUACCAGCAACUUGCCGCUCUCUCCGCUCCCCAGUGACCUCUCCCCCAUCUCCGGAUACCCCUCGUCGCUCUCCGACACCUCCUCAAAAGACCACAGCGGUUCCGAAAGCCCGAGGAGCGAUGAAGACGAGCAGAUGCUGCCCAAGCUGACGGACCCUCACGGAGUGGAGGCAGAGAAAUUCCAAUGUAGUUUGUGUAGCAAGUCCUACUCCACGUACUCUGGACUGCUCAAGCAUAAACAGCUGCACUGCGACGCCCAAACGAGGAAAUCCUUCAGCUGUAAAUACUGCGAGAAGGAGUAUGUUAGCCUCGGAGCUCUCAAAAUGCACAUCAGGACUCACACCUUGCCUUGCGUUUGCAAAAUAUGCGGGAAAGCUUUCUCCAGACCGUGGCUGCUCCAAGGACACAUCAGGACGCACACCGGAGAGAAGCCUUUCUCCUGCCCUCACUGCAACAGGGCGUUCGCAGACAGGUCCAACCUCAGGGCGCACCUACAGACCCAUUCGGAUGUGAAAAAAUACCAAUGCAAGAACUGCUCCAAAACCUUCUCCAGGAUGUCUCUUCUGCACAAGCAUGAGGAAUCUGGUUGUUGUGUAGCACACUGAACUGGGAUACUUUUCCACCACCAGAGUAAAAAAAAAAAGAAAAGAAAAGAAAAACCCUCUGUUGCUUCUUUAUUUUUUCCAAGCCCAGGAAGAAUGUCAGGGAAUCACACCAAGAGGGGGUUUGUUCCCUAAUAUGCAGAGUUUUUUUUUGUUGUUACUACAACUGGUCGAUUUCAUUUCAGAGUGAGCUCUGUGCUCACGUGCUUCUCGUUUCAAGCAGUGUUUCUGUGAUUGCAAUCAGUGUCGAGCUUUGUCAAACCAUGUACUCACCUACCUGUGCUAUUCAUGCACUUUUCUGCAUGUCUAGAAUAUUUUUAUAUGCCUUCACAAUGUUAUCUUCAGUGUUUGUACCAAUGUCUCUCAAUGGCUGUUAUGCAGUCCUCCACUUUUCUUUUCUUUUUUUUUUGUUUGGUUUUUUUAUGCAAACCACACGAAACGAUACCAAAAGGCGCAUUAUGAAUGACAGUAUAAAUAUAACCAGAGGAAUACUGAAGCCAUUGUUACUUAGGGAACAAGUGCAAACUUAGUUUUUAGGGCGAAAUUAUUAUAACUUUUGCACAGUCAUUAGAAACAGUUUGCCAGCACUCCAAUAGCAAUACAAUUUUUCUCAAGUGCCUCAAUUGUACUUGGCAAUAAUAUGUAUUUUUCAACAACAGUUUCCUUUUAUAUUUUUAUAUAUUGAAUGUAAGCGUGACUGAGAUGAUUGUAUAUUGACAGUGAAAACUGUGAUGCUGAAUGAUUUUUGAUAUUUUCAUAUUUCAUGACACUUUUGAAAAAUAAAGUUUCAUGACAUUUUGUAUAAA
Lates calcarifer (barramundi perch) is the source of this 1780-nucleotide messenger RNA. It is a transcript of the gene snai2, whose product is annotated as snail family zinc finger 2. Gene Ontology annotation, biological process: regulation of DNA-templated transcription. The transcript has 3 exons. The coding region runs from base 216 to 977 and encodes 253 amino acids. Lineage: Eukaryota; Metazoa; Chordata; Actinopteri; Centropomidae. Gene Ontology annotation, molecular function: RNA polymerase II cis-regulatory region sequence-specific DNA binding; DNA-binding transcription factor activity, RNA polymerase II-specific. The record is from RefSeq and is a predicted model, not a curated record.